Molecule: messenger RNA, 1482 nt
Organism: Elephantulus edwardii (Cape elephant shrew)
Lineage: Eukaryota; Metazoa; Chordata; Mammalia; Macroscelidea; Macroscelididae
Gene: JMJD6
Product: jumonji domain containing 6
Exons: 8
Coding region: 1-1482 (493 amino acids)
Biological process (GO): phagocytosis
Cellular component (GO): cytoplasm; nucleus
Molecular function (GO): P-TEFb complex binding; histone H4R3 demethylase activity
Source: RefSeq, a predicted model, not a curated record
AUGGUCGCCAGUAGGGCACAAGGUCCAGACUUCAGAAGAGCUUUGGGCCCAGGGAGCUGCCUGCCUCCAGAGCAGCACUGCCAGGCCACUGGGGAGAGCUUCCUGACCCGCCUGGUGGCUGUGCGGCCCGACCCGACGGAGGCGGCGGACACAGCGGAGGGUCCACCCUGCACCCGCCGGACAGUGCGCGCUGCCCGCUCGGCCCAGCUGCCACCGCCGGGCACGCACCUGCGGGACGUGGACCUCCAGCGCAUGGCCAGGUCCCCCUACCGAGCUGGCCGCGGGGUCUCCCGGGUCCCCCCCCCCCGAGCUGACCGCAGGGGUCCCCGGGUCCCCACCCCCCCAGCUGACCGCAGUGGCGAUCUGCUGAAGCCCCCUCCUCCGAUGGGGCGGCUCUGGGACAACGUGGAAAGGGCAGACGCCUUGCAGCUGUCAGUGGAAGAGUUCGUGGAGCGCUAUGAGAGACCUUACAAGCCCGUGGUCCUCCUGAAUGCCCAGGAGGGCUGGUCUGCCCAGGAGAAGUGGACGCUGGAACGCCUCAAGAGGAAAUACCGGAACCAGAAGUUCAAGUGCGGGGAAGAUAACGACGGCUACUCGGUGAAGAUGAAGAUGAAGUACUACAUCGAGUACAUGGAGAGCACCAGAGACGACAGCCCCCUCUACAUCUUCGACAGCAGUUACGGUGAACACCCCAAGAGGAGGAAACUCCUGGAAGACUACAAGGUGCCCAAGUUUUUCACAGAUGACCUGUUCCAGUACGCAGGGGAGAAGCGGCGGCCCCCUUACAGGUGGUUUGUGAUGGGGCCACCUCGAUCUGGAACAGGAAUCCACAUUGACCCACUGGGCACCAGCGCCUGGAAUGCCUUGGUCCAGGGACACAAGCGCUGGUGCCUGUUCCCCACCAGCACACCCCGGGAACUCAUCAAGGUGACCCGAGAGGAAGGAGGGAACCAGCAGGACGAAGCCAUCACCUGGUUUAAUAUCAUUUAUCCACGGACACAGCUGCCCACCUGGCCACCCGAAUUCAAACCCCUGGAAAUCUUACAAAAACCAGGAGAGACUGUCUUUGUACCAGGAGGCUGGUGGCAUGUCGUCCUCAACCUCGACACCACCAUCGCCAUCACACAGAAUUUUGCCAGUAGCACCAACUUCCCUGUGGUAUGGCACAAGACGGUAAGAGGGAGACCAAAGUUAUCGAGGAAAUGGUAUAGGAUCCUGAAGCAGGAGCACCCCGAGCUGGCUGUCCUGGCUGACUCGGUUGACCUGCAGGAGUCCACAGGCAUCGCCUCCGACAGCUCCAGCGACUCGUCCAGCUCGUCCAGCUCCAGCUCGUCUGACUCCGACUCUGAGUGUGAGUCUGGGUCUGAAGGCGACGGCAUGGUGCACCGCAGGAAGAAGCGGAGGACAUGCGGCAUGAUGGGGAAUGGGGACACCACCUCCCAGGACGACUGUGUGAGCAAAGAGCGCAGCUCCUCCAGGUGA